CUCUCUCUCUCUCUCUCUCUCUCUCUCUAAAUCAAACACACCCACACACAACCAAAUCAUGUUGCACCUUCUUUUGCUUGGGCAUUUUGUAUCUACAUCAAGAUCUUGGAGGAAUCUAGGGAUUUCAAGUUUGUGGGCUUUCCUCCAUCACCAUCUCACUCAUCUCUCUUGUGUGCUACCAAUUGAGUAGGAUGGCGCGUGGAGGUGGUCGUGGGAGAGGUGUAGCACGAGGGGCUAGAGUGCAACCCCCAAGAGCAAAGAGAAGAACUAGAGAGCCUAUCCAAGAGGCAGCUAGCGCGGUUGAAGGGAGAGAAACUCCGGCUCUACAAGAGAACUUUGAUGGAGCCCAAAUGAUGAGAGCAUUUACCCAGGCUCUCCAGCGUAUGGCCAACACUACACCACAGCGGGCACAACAAUCUCUUCCUGCGGAGCCAGAGUCUCGUGCCAUUUCUGCCAUGAGGGAGUUUCGUCGCAUGACGCCACCUAUUUUUAGGGGGGAGCCCGACCCCAUUGCUGCAGAUAGUUGGUUGUCCAAGAUAAGUAAGACCUUGGAUACUUUGCAAAUCACAGAGGAUGGCUUGAGGGUGUCCUUUGCUGCUUAUCAAUUGGAGGAUGCUGCUGCUCUUUGGUGGGAAUCAAUUGAGAACACUGGAGGUGUGGCGGGUAUGACUUGGGCCACAUUUAAGAAAAUAUUUCUGAAGAAGUAUUUUCCAGAGAUGGUUAAAGACACGUUGCGGGAAGAAUUUUUGGGAUUGGUCCAAGGAAACUCUACAGUUAUGGAGUAUGAAGCAAGGUUUACGGCACUUUCCCGAUUUGCGCUUGAAACAAUUUCAACUGAGAACUUGAAGGCAAGGAGAUUUGAGCGGGGUCUUAACCCCGAUAUCAGAAAAGGGGUUGUUGGCCAUCGAUAUAAGAAGUACUCCAAAGUCUUUGAAUGUGCCUUGGCACUUGAAGGUGAUGCUCAAUGUGCUAAACAAAUCAAGGAGCCCAAAAGUCAAACGGUGGGUUUUUCUUUUCAACCCGAUAGUAGAAAGAGGGGCAGGGAGACAACUAAUGCAAUUCAAGGAACGGAGUCAGUUAAACGAGCACAGUCUGUCGGAAGGUCGGCUUCGGGAGUUUUCCUUUGCUAUCAUUGCAAUCAACCAGGGCAUCGAAAGUCUGAAUGCCCACUUAUGAAUCAAAGUCAAAGCGGAGGACCACGAAUUUGCCACCAAUGUGGUCAGGCGGGGCAUAUCCAACGCUUUUGUCCUAACGCUCAGAGCUCCCAAAGAGUGAUUGGGUCACAUCAAUUCAGAGCUUCACAGCACACUUCAGGCCGUCAGGGCUAUAGGCCUUCUCAGCAAUCCUUUUCUGCUCAGGGAUCUCGUGCUACCCAAGGCUCUAAACCUACUCAUAGUGCGACUACCACUCCUUCUGUUCAACAGCCUAAGCCGGGAGGUCAGCAGGGCCGUGUUUUUACAGUUGCAGCUACUACAGCUUCAGAAUCUACGGGGCCUUCUGUGGUCCGAGGUACUUUCUUAUUCUUUCAUACUUGGGCUAAUGUACUUAUAGAUACUGGUGCAUCUCAUUCCUUCAUAUCUUCUGCCUUUGCUACUACGUUGGGAUUGGAAAUAGACUUGUUAAGCUCUUUCUUGUCUGUAGACACGCCUGUUGGAGGUAGAAUGAUUCUUAAUAGACAUAUCAGGCUACGAUCGAUUGUCACCGAAGAAGGGUAUCAGUGUGCACUCCAGAUGGUGAUUGUUUUUACUUUUUGGAAGAUCGAGAGGAUAGUUUGGUCCCACCUCUUUACACCUUGCGUGGUCGAGGAGAGCUUAGUUAUCUCUUUUCCAUCACCUUGA
Molecule: messenger RNA, 1838 nt
Organism: Rhododendron vialii
Lineage: Eukaryota; Viridiplantae; Streptophyta; Magnoliopsida; Ericales; Ericaceae
Exons: 3
Coding region: 192-1838 (548 amino acids)
Biological process (GO): proteolysis
Molecular function (GO): aspartic-type endopeptidase activity; nucleic acid binding; zinc ion binding
Source: RefSeq, a predicted model, not a curated record